Molecule: messenger RNA, 439 nt
Organism: Salvelinus sp. IW2-2015
Lineage: Eukaryota; Metazoa; Chordata; Actinopteri; Salmoniformes; Salmonidae
Product: transmembrane protein 50A
Biological process (GO): late endosome to vacuole transport via multivesicular body sorting pathway; protein targeting to vacuole
Source: RefSeq, a predicted model, not a curated record
CACCUCUAACAUCAAAGAGGCGUGGAAAGUGAACUGAGCAGGCGUAUGAUUGAGCUCACUCGGAAGCAAAGUAAUAAACGGCGUCUGGGUGGGUCCAUAACGAACAUAAAAAAAAAAAUAAGGUAAUUUAUUACCUAUGAAUAUUAGCUCAGAACCAUGUCAGGGUUUUUGGACAGCAUCCAGUGCGGAGAAUGCGAGUGCAAUGUGGACUGGGGAGAGAGGCGAAACACCAUGGCAUCUAUAGCUGCUGGAGUCCUGUUUUUCACUGGUUGGUGGAUAAUCAUUGAUGCAGCUGUGAACUAUCCAGAUGAGGUGACUUUCCAUCACGCCUAUCACGCCUGUGGUGUCAUCGCUACUGUGGCCUUUCUCAUGAUCAAUGCUGUCUCGAAUGGCCAAGUGAGAGGGGACAGCUACAGUGAAGGUUGCAUUGGACAGACAG